AUGGGUACAGCAUUAUUAAGAAUUGUAGCAAGGAGAAGGAAUGAUAAGACGUCUUUGAAUGACUUGAACAAUAAUAAUAAAAAUUUGGAGCUUGGUGAAUGUGUGUUCAAUAGCAAAGAACUUUUGUUGUUGGAAUCUCCACCGCUUGGAACUUGUCAUCGGUCAAAAGAAAUUUUUCACUCUUGCGAAAAGCGAAAAUCAGUGAAAAUAGGAAAAAUAGCUAAAACGUUAAAUCGGAAAAUCAAACACGAACAGCAAGUGAUAGUUAAGUACGAAACUUUUCCAUAG
This is a messenger RNA of Clunio marinus, 288 nucleotides long. Lineage: Eukaryota; Metazoa; Arthropoda; Insecta; Diptera; Chironomidae. The record is from the annotation of a GenBank genome assembly.